AUGUCAGGACGUGGGAAGGGCGGCAAGGGGUUGGGGAAAGGAGGUGCCAAGAGGCACCGCAAAGUGCUCCGCGACAACAUCCAGGGCAUCACCAAGCCCGCCAUCCGCCGCCUCGCUCGCCGCGGAGGAGUCAAGCGCAUCUCCGGGCUCAUUUACGAAGAGACCCGCGGCGUCCUCAAAGUCUUCCUCGAGAACGUCAUCCGCGACGCCGUCACCUACACCGAGCACGCCAAGAGGAAGACUGUCACCGCCAUGGACGUGGUGUACGCUCUCAAGCGCCAGGGACGCACUCUGUACGGCUUCGGCGGCUAACAGAGUCUCCGCUUCCAUAGCAAAACAACAACAAAAGGUCCUUUUCA
This is a messenger RNA of Lacerta agilis (Sand lizard), 359 nucleotides long. RefSeq names its product histone H4. Lineage: Eukaryota; Metazoa; Chordata; Lepidosauria; Squamata; Lacertidae. The record is from RefSeq and is a predicted model, not a curated record. Gene Ontology annotation, biological process: nucleosome assembly. Gene Ontology annotation, cellular component: nucleosome. The coding region runs from base 1 to 312 and encodes 103 amino acids. Gene Ontology annotation, molecular function: structural constituent of chromatin; protein heterodimerization activity; DNA binding. The transcript has a single exon.